AUGGAAAACGGAACUUUAUAUUGCAAUGUGGUUUUUGGAGAGAGUUCCCGUGUAACCAUUAACAAUAACUAUGGUUCAGUAACAAGAUUCAGAGGUGGAUUGGAUUCGCGCUCCGACAGUCUCUAUGUGAUGAGUGGUACUCUUGAGUUUCAAGCUUAUUCCAAUGUCUUCAACCUUUACACUCUUUCGGAAGCCAAUGUUGAUAUCGUAUUUUAUUCUGGUACUAUCAACCCUUUCCUCGAAGGCAAAGAAUUGUCGUUGGUUGGAAACACAGUGGUCCAAAGCUCCACCACUCUCAGCCAGUUUGACCUUGUCCAUAUCAGCAGUGGUGAUAUGCAAGUUAUUUCAGGUCAAUUGACAAUCAAGAGUUUGGCUGUGAACGGAGGAAAUCUCCUGGUCAAAAGCGAAGGUGAACUAAUUAUUCAGAGCGAUGCCGAUGUUAAUAAUGAAAUGGUUGGCAUAGUUUCUACUUCCUUCAACUCUUCGUUGCUAAUCCAAGGUAUUUUAACGAUUGAAUUCAUAACCGAUAAGAUUCAGUAUGGAGUACUAUACCCUGUGUUUAAGGCAUACAAUGGAACGAUGCUGAACAACAAUUGGUUCUCUGGUGUAAGAACAGAUGUUUUGGGAAAUGAUGGCGAUCAAAUGGCACACACCUUUAAGUACAUUGACGACACUAUCUUUGUAACUCUUACAAAAGAUACUUCCAAAUCAAAGAAUAUAUUAACAUGGUGGAAGAUCACAUUGAUCGUAGUUGGAUGUGUCCUCUUCCUUCUGCUUAUGGCUGGAUUUGGAUUUUUCUUAUGGAGACGUCAUAAACUACAGAUUGGAUAUCUAAAACUACAGCAACAUUUUAGUAUGGUUAAAUAG
Messenger RNA from Heterostelium album PN500, 867 nucleotides. RefSeq lists its product as uncharacterized. Bases 1 to 867 code for a protein of 288 amino acids. Lineage: Eukaryota; Evosea; Eumycetozoa; Acytosteliales; Acytosteliaceae. The transcript is spliced from 2 exons. The record is from RefSeq and is a predicted model, not a curated record.